ACCUGUACAGGAGCAAAAAUCCCUUGGUGAAGGUGACCCCUCCACAGCCCCACCAAAGAGGUCAUAAGAAUCCUGUGCGCUGGUGGAUCUGCUUGGGGCAGCCUAUGCACCAGUGGCUUAAGCAGUCAAUGCUACUGCUGCAGACAGGGCACGGGAAGAAGUUGGCAAAUACAGAGAAGUUACACCUAUACCUCUCUCAGAAGAUCCACUUAAGUGGUGGUAUAAGCAUGAAGGAGUGUACCCACUAUUGUCCCUCCAGGCAAAACACUAUCUUUGUGUUCCAGGGAUGAGUGCACCAGCUGAAAGUAUUUUCUAACAAUGCUAUGGUAGUGACAAAACACUGUAAGGAAGACCUUAUCUAGUAUUAACACACGCAAGGCUGCAGGUCCUGACGACAUACUGUACCUGACCGCAUACUGAGAGACUGUGCUGAGCCACUGACAGACAUCCUAAAAGAUAUCUUCUACACCUCGCUGAGACAGGCAGUUAGACAAUCACUGUAAUUGCAUGGAGGAAAUAAACGUAACAUUAAAAUAUCUUAGUCAUGAGUUUGGAUCAACAUUAAUCUUAAUUUUUGGGUAAACAGUUCCUUUAUUCCUUUAAGCUUUGUAAUAGUCCACUUUACUCAUUAUUUAACAUAAGGAUGUAAAUGCUACUAAGACCUGCUACUUUUCCUACUUUUAAAUGCUGUAAGUCCAGCUGAAAUUUUGUGCUGUUUCCAAAGAUUCUCUCUGGAAAUGACAUUUCCUACAUACUUUUAACUGGCAGGGGGAGUGAUUACAGGAUAAAGAAAGAGAAAAAGAAAAAGAAAAAGAGAGUGGGUGAAAAAAAGAAAGACUGGGAAAGAGGGGUGUUUCUAACUGGGAACAGAGCACGCACUGUUUCAGGUUACACACACACACUGAGAAGGAGAAAGAAAAGGAGAGAAAAUCCCAGGGACUCCUUUCUUUUCUUGACGUUUAGUUGGGUUUAUGGAGCCUACGGGUUUGCAAUAUGAAGCUCUCUGCUUUUGCGAUAGUUGUCCUGACUAGGGCUUUUAUUGGAGAGCUGAGUGAAGCUUUAAAUGUGACCGUCACCCCUGGGCCAGUCAGCAUGUGUAUGGAGGGAGACAACAUCACUUUGACCUGCUUAGUGUCUCAGAGAAAGAGAAGCAGCAGUGUUCUGGUGCUACGCUGGCUCUACUUCCCUACCCCUGAAGACGAGCACUUCGUGGGCAGGAUGGGCAUGAAGAAGACCAAAUAUUACGGCAACUACAGCAAGCAUUUUCCCCAGACCAAGUUCCACCUGUGGGAAGCAAUGGACGGACAGAUCUAUCGUUUGCUGAUCCUGAAUGUUUCCCUCAAGGAUGGGGGCAACUAUACCUGUAAAGUGCAGGAAAUACGGAAGCACAGAAACAAUUGGAGGGCCUCGUCAAAUGGAACAGGAAGCAUGGUAUUACAAGUACAUCAUAUAGCGAGCACAGGAAAAGCUGACGUCAUAUGGCGCAUGUUCGAAGAUUUGUAUCUGUGUGCUGCGCUCAUCUGCUCUAUCGGUCUGGUCUGUAUGCUUGUCUUUGCCAUGACUAUCACAUGUCAGCACCUGCAGCACAGACGAAGACUACGAGCCAGUUAUUACCUUGUGAAGUGUCCAGAAAACAGCUCGGGAGAAACAGUAACCAGUGUGUGCAGCUCUUCUCCUGCAAUGCACAGAAAAGAGAGACGGCACAAACCACAGCUCAGAGACAUCACCGAACCACUACCACCACCAAAGAUACCAGCUAAAGCACCUGUACCAAGAAAGCCACGAAGGACCAAACUUUUAAAGGCACAACCUACAAAAAGGCCAAAGGUGGUAGAGGACAGCCUGACAUAUGCAGAGCUGGAGCUGGUGGAACCGAAGCCUGCGCUAAAAACAGACUUGACUGGAUGUGCACAACCUGAGCCGAAAACACAAUGCACAGGGACUGUAUAUGCCCAAAUAUUCUUUGUGGAGAAGCAAGUGUAAAUAUUAGUUUAACACCAGAAUUAUUUAUAAGAAUAAAAUAUUUUUUUCCUACGUACUGAUGUUCUGUUAUUUCACACGUACUAGUAUUUCUAGCAUAAAAUCUGUAAUACAAAAGCAGCAUUUUCUUUUAUAUAUGCAUGGGCACAUUUAUGUACCUAUGAAUUUGAGCCAUUUUUCUUUAGCCUAAAAAUUAAGUUUUUCAUUAAGGAUUUGACUCCAAACAUGUGGAAUCUGACGAUGCAAUUUUGUAAAGAAUGUAACAAUUAAAUUUUUUGCUGUGUUGUAUAAAAUAAAGAUUACUCCUCUAAAUGCAGAGGAUGAUACAGUAUGAGCA
Molecule: messenger RNA, 2317 nt
Organism: Carassius auratus (goldfish)
Lineage: Eukaryota; Metazoa; Chordata; Actinopteri; Cypriniformes; Cyprinidae
Product: V-set and transmembrane domain-containing protein 4-like
Exons: 8
Coding region: 994-1983 (329 amino acids)
Cellular component (GO): membrane
Source: RefSeq, a predicted model, not a curated record